UCUAGCUCAAAACCUAAAGCAAAACGAAAAGAAGAUCAGACUUCGGAGCUACAAAACCCAUCGCUCUUUCUCUCCACUCUCAGUCACAGGAGCUCGCUACGCGGAGGGAGGGAGAGACACGUGCCACUUGCUCGUAGCCGUUGCAGCUCAGCUCAGCUCAAAUCAAAAUCUUCGAUGGCAAGCGCUUGGACAAAUAUGAGCAUUGCAAUCAUACAUAGGGAUAUAGAGAGGGAGUGGGAGAAUCAGGGUGGAGUUAUGGGUAUUAUUUUUUAUAAUUGGACUAUUGGAGAUUCUUGCUCACUCUCAGAAGAUCUCUACAUGUGCUAAAAUUCUGGAGAGGAUGAGGAGAUCAAAUUUUAUUUCAAUAUUAUUAUAGCAUUGGAGCAUCUUGGAGCAAAUGAGCAAUGGAGCUUGUGGAGCACGGCUCACCUCGAGGAUUGCUCUCUUGGUUUGCUUCAUUGUUUUGGUUUUGGAUUUCCUUUCCUUUUGAUAUCGUCAACAUAGUACAUGCUGAUGAUAAUUGGACAUCGCAAUAUAUAGGAAGACUUUAUUUUAGAAAUUGAGAGAAUUUUCUUUAAUUAUGACAUGUCAUCUUCUUUAUGCAGUGUAUAAUCUUCUCUAUACAAUCUUCGAGUGCCAAAUAUGAGUGGUCGUUUUUCUCGCACAAUCUAUGUAGGCAACCUGCCCUCAGAUAUAAGAGAAUGGGAAGUUGAAGAUCUAUUUCACAAGUAUGGCCGUAUAUUAGACAUUGAAUUGAAGAUUCCACCCCGCCCUCCAUGUUAUUGUUUCGUGGAGUUUGAUAAUGCCCGGGAUGCGGAAGAUGCGAUCAAGGGUCGUGAUGGCUAUAACUUUGAUGGUUGUCGUUUAAGGGUUGAACUUGCCCAUGGUGGUAGGGGUCCAUCUUCAAGCGAUCGUCGAGGUAGCUAUGGUGGUGGUGGUGGUGGUGGUGGUGGUAGGAGUGGUGAUGGGGGAGGGGGCGGUGGGAGCCGAUUUGGUAUCUCACGCCAUUCUGAAUAUCGAGUUGUUGUUCGUGGGCUCCCUUCUUCUGCUUCCUGGCAAGAUUUGAAGGAUCAUAUGCGAAAAGCUGGUGAUGUAUGUUUUGCUGAGGUGUCCCGUGAUGGUGAAGGGACUUUUGGUGUUGUGGAUUACACAAAUUAUGAUGACAUGAAAUAUGCUAUUCGGAAACUCGAUGACACUGAAUUCAGAAAUCCUUGGGCAAGAGCUUAUAUUCGGGUGAAGAAAUAUGAGGGCAGUCCCCCAAGAAGUCGUAGUAGAAGCCGAAGUCGUAGUCGCAGUCGCAGCCGCAGCCGCAGCCGCAGCCGCAGCCGCAGCCGCAGCCGUAGCCGAAGCCGUAGCAGAAGUGUAAGAAGGGACCGGAGUGUAUCAUUGGAGCGGUCUAUUUCUAGGUCAGUAUCAAGAUCCAGAUCUGCAUCUCCUGUCAAACCUUCCAGGCCAAGAUCAAGAUCAAGAUCAAGAUCUAGGUCAGGAUCUCCCCGCCAGGCACGGUCUGGUAGUGGCUGAUUUCUAUGCAAGUAAUGUCCAAACUACUCCAGAAACUGGUAGAGUUUGAGGGGAGAGCUUUAAAUCGAUUUUUGAGUGCACUUAUUUGAUGGCUUGUCUUGAUCUAAAUUAGCUAUGGUUUGCAUGGCUUGAUACUUAUCUAAGUAUGUAGUAUUGUAGUAUUGCAAACCAGUUAUUUUGCGGUUUUCUUUUUUAUUUGAGCUACAAUCUGCAAGGUAUGUGUACGUUUUGUUUUUUAAGUAAUAAUUGAGGCUACUAUCAUGGAGAUCUGUGACUUAUUAUUUAUGGCA
Molecule: messenger RNA, 1811 nt
Organism: Quercus lobata
Lineage: Eukaryota; Viridiplantae; Streptophyta; Magnoliopsida; Fagales; Fagaceae
Gene: SR34A
Product: SER/ARG-rich protein 34A
Exons: 13
Coding region: 643-1521 (292 amino acids)
Cellular component (GO): nucleus; cytoplasm
Molecular function (GO): mRNA binding
Source: RefSeq, a predicted model, not a curated record